Molecule: messenger RNA, 2178 nt
Organism: Wickerhamiella sorbophila
Lineage: Eukaryota; Fungi; Ascomycota; Dipodascomycetes; Dipodascales; Trichomonascaceae
Product: Serine/threonine-protein kinase CBK1
Exons: 1
Coding region: 1-2178 (725 amino acids)
Biological process (GO): peptidyl-serine phosphorylation; intracellular signal transduction
Molecular function (GO): protein serine/threonine kinase activity; ATP binding
Source: RefSeq, a predicted model, not a curated record
AUGUUUGAUCGAAACCAAGGGGGAUACCAGCAGGAUUACGGGGGACAAAACCGCCCUAUGCAAGUAGACAGCAACAUGGCGUCUAAUUAUGGCGACAGGCAACGGACAGACAUGUAUGGGCAAUCCUCACAACCAGUACAUACCUCACCUGGUCGCUACGGGAACGACACGGGGUCCGCUUCUGCACCGCAGUCUAUCCCUCAGGCACCUCCAAGCGGAUGGUACAAUCAGAAUCCCCAGUCACAGGCUUCAUUGCACUCCAAUAGGUCGCAGGGCUUUGACCAACAGGCUUCACCGACUGCCCAUCCUCCGACUCUACCGCACAGCCCGCAGCCAGCCUCGCCUCAACAGAGCUAUCCUUUCAUGCAGAUGCCGUCUCCGAGUCAGGCAUCACUUUUGGCUCAGCGUCAGGUCAAUGGACAGCAGGCUGGAGGCGCAUUGCAGACAGGGGGUCAGUCAAACGCGGCUCUUGGGUAUGUUCCCAGUCUCGGAUAUGAUCAGCCGAUGCUGAGCGAUCCUUACUAUGCUCGGCCGGGCUCUCCGGGAUUGAAUUCUGCCCGAUCUGCGUCUCCAGUUCGAACUGCCUCGCCGCUGCGCUCGUUCAACCCCUCGUCUCCAUACCGCCGCGAUCAGAGCCCCUCCCGCCAGGCUCCUCCACCCAACAUGUAUCAUUUGCGCCAAGGAAACUCUUCACAAACGUCCAUUGGCCAGAUGAGCACCACGAGUGCGGUUUCGAACGGGAUUUCAUCUUCACCGAAGCAGCCCCCCGCAGAAAUGUUUAUUGAGCGGCACCCUGAGCGAUUUAGCCAGCUCACACAGGAAAAAGCAGCUGCAACAAAGCUGCGAAUCGAACACUUUUUCAAGCUGAAUGUCUCUCAUGCUAUUGAGAGAAAUCAGAGACGAGUCCAAACUGAACAAGCACUGGCUCAAGAGCGAUGUUCCGAGGAGCGACGAAAUCGCCAGCUCAUGUCUCUUGGUCGUAAAGAAUCAUCGUUUUUACGCCUUCGACGAACAAAGCUGAGCUUGGAAGACUUUGUGACAGUAAAAGUUAUUGGAAAAGGUGCCUUUGGCGAGGUUCGUUUGGUGCAAAAGCGUGACACUGGUAAAGUAUAUGCUAUGAAGACGUUAUUCAAGUCCGAGAUGUUUAAAAAGGACCAGCUUGCUCAUGUUAAGGCUGAACGUGAUGUUUUGGCAGAUUCUGACUCUCCUUGGGUCGUGAGUCUAUAUUAUUCAUUCCAGGACGCAGACUAUCUAUAUCUCAUUAUGGAGUUUUUGCCCGGAGGAGACUUGAUGACCAUGCUUAUCAAGUAUGAUGUUUUCAGUGAAGAUAUCACACGAUUCUACAUUGCUGAAUGCGUUUUAGCCAUUGAGGCUAUUCACAAGCUAGGCUUCAUUCACCGAGAUAUCAAACCUGACAACAUUCUGAUCGAUAAAUCGGGCCACAUCAAGGUUUCUGAUUUUGGUUUGUCUACCGGGUUCCACAAAACCCACGAUUCAAGUUACUAUCGUCAGUUGCUGGAGAAAGACCGACAGAGUAGCGGAACUCAACGAAACCGAAACUCUACGGUCGUCGAUGCCAUUCACCUCACUAUUUCAAACCGGCAACAAAUUUCCACUUGGCGUAAAUCACGUCGUCUUAUGGCUUAUUCUACGGUUGGCACACCUGACUAUAUUGCACCUGAAAUCUUUGUUCACAAAGGAUACGGCCACGAAUGCGAUUGGUGGUCUUUGGGUGCUAUUAUGUUUGAGUGUUUAGUGGGGUGGCCGCCGUUCUGUUCUGAAACACCCCAAGAGACUUACUGUAAGAUUCUCAAUUGGCAAGAGACUCUGCAAUUCCCUGAGGACAUUCAUUUGUCUCCGGAAGCGGAGGAUCUCAUUCGUCGUCUCCUAACUUCUCAGGAUCAGCGACUGGGCAGAGGUGGGGCUGAUGAGAUUAAGGCUCAUCCUUUCUUCCGCGGAGUUGAUUGGGCUUCAAUCAGACAAUACAGUGCGCCCUUCAUUCCCAAGUUGAAGAGUAUGAUCGACACAUCGUACUUCCCCAUCGAGGACCUUCAGCAGGUUCCAGAUACGCCCUCGGCACCUUCGAGCAACCGACAAACAAAUGUUCGGGAGGAUCUUCCUUUCAUCGGGUACACCUUCUCGAGGUUUGACUACUUGACUCGUAAGAAUGCCAUCUAG